This is a messenger RNA of Capsella rubella, 2066 nucleotides long. RefSeq names its product RNA polymerase I-specific transcription initiation factor RRN3. Lineage: Eukaryota; Viridiplantae; Streptophyta; Magnoliopsida; Brassicales; Brassicaceae. The transcript is spliced from 16 exons. The record is from RefSeq and is a predicted model, not a curated record. Bases 191 to 1954 code for a protein of 587 amino acids. Gene Ontology annotation, biological process: transcription initiation at RNA polymerase I promoter. Gene Ontology annotation, cellular component: nucleus. Gene Ontology annotation, molecular function: RNA polymerase I core binding; RNA polymerase I general transcription initiation factor activity.
AAAGUUAAUUUUGAGGGUUUUGCGGAUUCAUCGACUGAAGAAGAAGAAGAAGAAACUGGUGAAUCCCCAAAGCUUAAUUAGGCCUCUGGAGGCAGAGCUGCGAAUCUCAAAGUGAAGCAGAGCGUGGAAAAAUUAAUUAUUCAUCGUAGGUCAAAUUUCGAAGCAGUGUAACAGCAGUUUCCAUAGAAAAAUGGGAGCAGAAGAAGUUCCGAGUGCUUUCUUCAGCUCAGAUGUAGUGGACAAUGCUGAGUUAAGCGACACAGCUUUGGUGGCUGCCAUUAGGAAGGCCCUUGCAUCUGCCCAAUGUGAGGACACCGAUCAUUAUAAUCAGCUUGUUCAGUUAAUGUACAUUAAAAAGGAAUCUGCUGAUGAUGAUGUCGAUGUUGUGGCACAGCGAGAGACACUCUUGAAAAUUCUAUCACGCUCUGUUGCUUGCUUAGAUGAAGUUCACCAUAAACGUCUUCUUCAACUUAUUUUUGGGACGAGAAUUUGGGAUCACAUACCUAAUGUAAAUGUAAUGUACGCAUUGCUGGACCUAAUCGUAUCACUGGCCACUACUAGUGGAAAGUAUCUCAUCUAUUGUUUGGAUAUGCUCGUUUCUAAUUUACGUUCGCAUCCCCACAAACUCAACAGUAGUAAGAUGCUGGAAGUUCUUUCCCGGGUGCACGCAGCACUUGACAAGAUUUCUUGUUUAGUUCCCAUUGCUCCCUCAAAAUUACUGCCCAUACUCGCCCUGAGAAUGCCUAGCUUAUACGAAAAAGACCAUUUGCAGGUUGUAGCACCAUAUGUGGAGAACUUGUUGAAGUUGGAGAACAGCUCUAUCGGAAAAGUUAUUGGCAAUGGGAUUCUUAGGAUGGUUAUGGAGCGCUUGCGAGAUCUCGAUUUGGAGAUUGGGUGGGAUGAUAUUCUUCAAGAUGACUCCAGUAUAGCCAUGUUUGAUAUGGAACUUGACGUUGAAGGCACUAUGAAUGAAGGAGAGGAGUUUCCAGUGCGGUCUCUGAAUAAAAAUGGAAAUGUAGUCUCUGAAUUGUUUGACGACUUAAUGGUUCUAUCUUUUAAGCAUCUUGAAUCCUGUCAAGAUGCUGGUCGUCUGGAUGAGGUGUUUGAAAAUCUGUUCGAGUCGUUCGAGAACUUAAUUCUGAACACGCAAAAAUUAAAAGUUUCACAGUUCUUGAUGUUCUAUGCGUGCUCAUUAGAUACUGAAAAUUGUGGUGUGAAGUUUGCCAGUAAGCUUUUGGACAUAUAUCUCUCCAGCAAAAAUCCUCAAGUUACUAGGACGAAUGCAGUGGCUUAUCUAGCUAGCUACUUGGCUCGUGCAGAGUUUUUGCCUGCGUCUUUUGUGGCUAGCAUGUUGAAAAGAUUGGUGGGUGAGUGUGCGGAUUACUGCAGACAAUGCAAUCAUGACGCUAGUCCUGAAGCACAUCAAGUUUUUUAUUCAGGAUGUCAGGCAAUCUUGCAUGUAUUCUGCUUCCGAAUGAGCUCAAUCCUCAAUGUUCCUCACUUCCAAUCGCAGCUUAUACCAUUGGAGUCAGUAUUAUCUCACAAACUAGACCCGUUGAGGGUAUGCCUUCCAUCUGUAGUUUCUCAGUUCCUAUAUCAAGCCAAAGCCAGUGGUCUGUUCAUUGUCUUGGACGCCUUCAUUUUAGAUGAACUAUCCAAGUCUGAGCUCUCUCGUGCUUUAGGUGGCUUCUUCCCAUUCGACCGGUGCUUGUUGAAAAACUCUAACAGAUAUAUCUCAAGGGUGAAAAGGACUUAUGACGAAGAUGAUGAUCAGGAGUUUUCGCCAGAAGUCACAGUGUAUGGAGAUACAGACUGUGAGGAUAAUGUUGUUCUUGAUAACGAGGUGAACAAGAUGUCUAUAACUCCUAAACACUCCUUCAUGCACGAAACAGAGAGACUCUUGAAGAUGCCGUCGAAGAUCAGACCAUCAACUUGUCCUCGUGAAUCCCUCUGAUUCUAGUGGAGAGGAGGCAAUUUUGCAAGCUAGGGUUCUUUAUACAACAAUCUAUUUGCAAGACUUUAAAAAUCUAAAAGUUUAUGCGAAAUGGAUGUUCUUUUUCGUUUUU